CAAUCCUACCAACUAAGCUUCAACCCUCCAGCUCCACCUCACAGCUUCAUUGAAUCCGACGUCAUUGCCGCCGCCGUGCCUCAUUUGACCCCGCCAAAGGCUGAAAUCCUAUCUGAAACGAAUAUCAAUUCUUAAACCACACAUACCUCCAUUCACCAUGCCUCUCACCGGACACUGCCUCUGCAAGGCCGUUACCUACACGGCCGCCGUCGACGCCCCCAUCAUCACUGGCUACGACCACUGUGACGACUGCCAGCGCCAAUCCGGCUCAACCUACUCUCUCGUUGCCGUCGUCCCCAAGGCCUCUCUCACCAUCAACGGACCCAUCAAGAAGUGGACCGGCACCGCCGCCUCUGGAAACGCCGUCCACCGACUCUUCUGCUCCGAGUGCGGAUCUCCCAUCGCCCACGACCCCGAUGGUGCCCCCGAGAUCAUUGCGCUCAAGGCCGGAACUCUCGACACCGAGAUUAAGAAGACCCUGAAGCCUGACACUGAAAUCUGGACCGCUGGCAAGCUGCCUUUCUGCCAGGAGAAGCUCGCCAACGCCUUUGAGUUUAUGCCCUAGAGUAUAGUGGUGGAGAGGAGGAGGAUAACGUACAUUACGACUAGGCUAUAGUAUACGAACAAUAUAGUGAAUAAUUUUUUUCUCAGAA
Messenger RNA from Trichoderma virens Gv29-8, 653 nucleotides. RefSeq lists its product as uncharacterized. Gene Ontology annotation, molecular function: carbon-sulfur lyase activity. The record is from RefSeq and is a predicted model, not a curated record. The transcript has 4 exons. The coding region runs from base 158 to 565 and encodes 135 amino acids. NCBI's taxonomy places the organism in Eukaryota, Fungi, Ascomycota, Sordariomycetes, Hypocreales, Hypocreaceae.